Molecule: messenger RNA, 150 nt
Organism: Radiomyces spectabilis
Lineage: Eukaryota; Fungi; Mucoromycota; Mucoromycetes; Mucorales; Radiomycetaceae
Exons: 1
Source: RefSeq, a predicted model, not a curated record
GUUUCGCCUAUGCCGAGUGGUACAGAACGCAUGGACGCCCUUAAGAACUUGGGGGCCACAUUUGAAGAAGGUCAACGACGUGUUUCCAAAGUCGCCACACCCACCGAGACUGAAUUUGUCCCCAGUUUCGUGGACACAGCACAAUUAGAG